This is a messenger RNA of Moneuplotes crassus, 826 nucleotides long. NCBI's taxonomy places the organism in Eukaryota, Ciliophora, Spirotrichea, Euplotida, Euplotidae. The record is from the annotation of a GenBank genome assembly.
UUUUAUUUUGAAUUUUUUGAAAAAAUAACAUGUCUAAGAAACAAGCAGACCCUCUGAUUCUUUCAGAAAGAGAGCUAGAAGCAUGAUUUGACCUGGGAGUCAACCCUAGUGAUUUGUUAACACAGCCACUAAGUUGUCCAAAACCCUUCAUGAAGCAUCAGAAAAGGGAAGGGACCAAGAAGCCUUCACAUUUUGACCGAUUCAACUCAAGAAUCUCAAAAGGCUCAGAUGGUAACAACAAAAGAAUACUCAGGAAGCCAAGUAUAAAGGGUCACUCGAAGUUAGUCAAGAAGGCUACUUUCAUAUUAACCAAAGUGUCAGAAUCCCCCAAGAAAAUCGAAAAGAAGAAAAAAUUCCAACUACAGGCUGGAAAAGGAGGCUGCCCUAUGAACAAUUUUGUGUAAAAUAUUUGCUAAUUUGUGUAUAGAAGGUAAAACAGUAGCUUAGAGAAUCCAUGUAGAGCUGUAACCACAGGCUAGAUCUUUGGAACAAGGUUAUUUUGCUAACUAAAUUAUGAACCUCAAGGUCUCAAUCAUUUUGUACUUCGAUAAUUAUGCGUUUGAGCUGAAUUAAAAUAAUAGCUGAGAAAGCCUGAUUCAAGUCAAAGACCUUGAGGAGAAAUUUGAGAAAGACCAACUAAAAUAAGGAAAGGAUAUUAAUAAAUCAUUUACAAAACGAGAGGCCAAAGGUAGGACCAUCAAAGCACUAUAAGCCGCCUGUCCUUUCUGAAGAUCCUUCAAAGAAGGCACCAACGCCUGCUAUCAGAAGAAAUGAGGGCCCAGAGUUGCUAAAAAGACGCAUUGAAAAUCUUCAGGAUAGUAAAUCC